AUGAUCAAAGGAGCCCUUUUUUUCAUUUCCUGCAUCAUCUUUUCCAUUCUAAAUUGUGUAAUGUCCAGGUAUAAAGAAUGCUCAUCUGUAACAAAUGAUGAAGAAAUUUUAUCUUAUUGUAAAAAUGAAUCUGAUUGUUACAUUAAAGACAUAGAAAACUCUGACUAUUCAUCAAUUUCAUGUAUUUGUAAAAAAUAUAUGGAUGAAUACUUUUUUGCUGGACCAGAUUGUUCAAUAAAAAUUUCUUACCACUACGAAACGUUGAAAAAUAACGAAGUUAUGAAUACGAACUGGAUUGAAGACUUAUUCAAUAUGAACACGUGGAAAAAUGAGGAAAAUCGAGUGGGGAAAAUUUGUAUCAAUCCCAAUUGUAGAUAG
Plasmodium gonderi is the source of this 378-nucleotide messenger RNA. RefSeq lists its product as hypothetical. The record is from RefSeq and is a predicted model, not a curated record. The transcript is spliced from 4 exons. NCBI's taxonomy places the organism in Eukaryota, Apicomplexa, Aconoidasida, Haemosporida, Plasmodiidae. Bases 1 to 378 code for a protein of 125 amino acids.